Molecule: messenger RNA, 1882 nt
Organism: Chaetomium strumarium
Lineage: Eukaryota; Fungi; Ascomycota; Sordariomycetes; Sordariales; Chaetomiaceae
Exons: 1
Coding region: 427-1587 (386 amino acids)
Biological process (GO): transcription by RNA polymerase II
Cellular component (GO): negative cofactor 2 complex; nucleus
Molecular function (GO): protein heterodimerization activity; core promoter sequence-specific DNA binding; RNA polymerase II general transcription initiation factor activity
Source: RefSeq, a predicted model, not a curated record
UCCCCAGCAACCGCUUGCCGAUUAUUCCACGUUUUAUCCCUUCUCUGUUUGGCCACUUGCCCAAUCCUCCCUAGCUCCGCCCCCAAAUUACCCCUCCAUAUUGCCUGCCCCUCCUCGCGUUCCUAUGAGAGCUUCGUCAUUUUGUCUUUGACCUACACUAGCGGCACAGAGCUUUCCCGUAUAAGAACCCUGACCGUUACCCGGUUACUUUGUAUAAGGUAGCUCCGACACCCCGCCCCGACCCUUGUGUCGGUUCAAGUCGGUUUGCAUGAGCGAUUCAACGGAUCCGCAAGCCCCACCACAAAGAUUAAGACCCAACCUUUACAGACGACACCACCUAUCACAUAUCAGAAUCAGGGCCUCUGAGACUGAUGUUUCAUUGCUAAGGUGUCUUUUUUGGUUUGUUUUCAGCUGAAAGUCUAAAUCAUGUCUGAUGACGGCACUUAUGCCCCUAAAAGCCCGGACCUUUCGUCCUUCUACUCGGCAGGCCCCACUCCACCGGCGGAACCAGCAUCUGAAAGUGGGCAGCUAUUUUCGAAGCACUCCCAGUCCAACAUUUCAAGCAUUUAUAAUUUUCAAGCGCAUGCGCCUCACGAACAAGGCCAGAAUUACGCCACACCACCACGAAGCCUCGCUCACGCACGGUCCACAUACGGCUCGAACACCAGUGAAGCACCAGGGUUUGUCGGCGGUGUAGAAUAUUCACAGCCCGCGAAACACGAAUACUACUAUCCGCCACGUGCACAAAGUUACCCAGGCCCUGGAUAUUCCCAAGCUGGGCCUGGAUACACGGCCGGAUACACGGCCACACAGUUCCCCCAGCCUCAGCGGCAGACAUUCUCUCAGUCCAGUUCUCAAUAUCAGUAUCAACAGGUGGAGCACCAGCCAUUCCCAGUACAGACCUCUCAGUUUACCGCUGCUCAAUCACAAGUGCGUCAGCACUACGACAACACGUUACCUAGUACCGGACAGAGACAACCGGGAGGCCAGGUCCAACACGAUUUUGUGAGCUACCAUCCGGACACGAUGCCUCCGAGGAGAGCCGCGGCUGCAGCCGCUGCAGCCGCAGUAACCUCCCAGACUGCCUCUGAAGCCAUUCCGGACAUUAAACAUGAAGCUGCUGGCUCCGCUGUGCCCUCAGCUUCAACCUCAACUUCAACCACUGUCGAACCCGGCCAAGUAAGGACCAAGUUCCCCACGGCUCGUAUCAAGCGUAUCAUGCAGGCGGAUGAGGAGGUUGGCAAGGUGGCGCAACAAACUCCCAUCGCGGUAGGCAAGGCGCUGGAGCUGUUCAUGGUGGCGCUGGUGACCAAGAGCGCCGAGGUGGCCAAGCAGCGCAACUCGAAACGGGUGUCGGCGCAGAUGCUGAAGCAGGUCGUCGAAGCGGAUGAUCAGUGGGACUUCUUGAGGGAAAUUGUGAGCAAGGUCGAGACGGAGGAGAAGGGGGGGAAGGCUAGCAGCAGUGGGGCGGCAGGUCAGAGUGCGAGUAGCAAGGUGAAGGCGGAGAGUGAGAGUGAGGAGGAGGGGGGUGAUGGGGUUCCCAAGAGGAGAGGCCGUGGCGGUGGGAGGAAGAAGAAGGACCAGUAAUGGGGGGGUAUGGAACAGACGGUUGAGGCAAACAGGACGAAUUGUUGCUCAGCCGUGUCUUCGGUGAGUACGGCGAUGGCAGCAAACGACAUGUUGGACUGAACCGUAUGGUGUAUUCACGAACGGGGAGCAGGCGUUGGGAAUGGUCAACUUGUUUCCAAGGUUGCACGAACUAUGUAGCGAGACAUUUACAUGCUCAGAAGGCGAGCAGAAUGUCAGCGGGCGGCAUGCUGGGUGGGUAUUUUGCUAGAGGUUUCAGAUCGAACUAAGAACAUGCUGAAGUAAAGAUAAACAU